AUGAAGGCAGCUGUACGGGGCGUUGAUUAUUUUGUACGCGGAGAGGAACUGCUGAAGUAUCUGGACAGGCUAGCUCUCGAAGAAUUGAAGCAGAAGCAGAAGAAGGCAACGGUCCACACUCUCCUACCAGCAUCGUCUUCUACCGGCGGAGGAGCUGGAGGUGGGGAAACCUCAAGUAUGCCUGCUAACGACCAGGCUGACAACCUUAUCAGAGCAGAGCAGCAUUCAGGGGUGGUGCUGAGGAUAUCUGGUGGAGCAACGACUGAGAAACUACUCACACCGAAUGGAGGAACGACAGACACCCAGAAUAAUGAUUCCGAGACGGUGCAGCUGCAGCAACAGGACACCGACAUCAACGUUACCAGAGCUCACGACAGCUUGGACGACUACAUGGCCUUUAACUCAGACGGGGAAACCGAUGAUGGCUUCGAUAACAACGAUGACAAGUUGAACUUUGAGGCACUGGAUUCAUACGAUGACGACGAUAUCGCCCCUCAUGACGUGAUGUUCGGGGAUGAACUGCUGGCUGCUGUUGGUGGUAUUGAGGGGAUUUUAGCGGACGUUUUGGACCCCUAUCCCUACAUGGAUGAGCCGUAUGAACCCCGACCGGCCAAUUCGAUGUAUAACGAUUAUCCUGGUCUGUACGAUGGAGACUACGGACCAAACGCGGAGGAGGAUAUUGCCCUGGCCAGUGAAGAGUAUUUUCACGAGAAACUAGACGAGCGCGUUGACGUGCAGUACGAAUGGUAG
Phytophthora nicotianae INRA-310 is the source of this 750-nucleotide messenger RNA. RefSeq lists its product as hypothetical. The record is from RefSeq and is a predicted model, not a curated record. Bases 1 to 750 code for a protein of 249 amino acids. The transcript is spliced from 7 exons. Lineage: Eukaryota; Oomycota; Peronosporomycetes; Peronosporales; Peronosporaceae.